Molecule: messenger RNA, 5546 nt
Organism: Biomphalaria glabrata
Lineage: Eukaryota; Metazoa; Mollusca; Gastropoda; Planorbidae
Exons: 6
Coding region: 1681-5151 (1156 amino acids)
Source: RefSeq, a predicted model, not a curated record
UUUGUAUUUCCUGUAUCUUUAGAACUUGAUUCUGUGUAACCUGUAACUUAAUGGAAGUUCAGUUAGAUCGUGUCAAUUGUCAGUUUCUUGUUUUCAUCCUAACCCUGUGUGAUCUAACAUCAGAGUCUAGGUGACGCUGUCGCAGGUAUGUGUAAACCACACACACAACGACCUGUCAGCUGUUUGGCUUCGUGUACUGUUGUUCAAGACCAGAACUAAGGGUAUUUCAACCCCGUUAGUUCAGUACCUGUAGUCUGAAACCCUCACAGGAUAUGUGUCUGUCAACAUUUCUAUUGGAUGGGCCAGUUGACCAAUGCAGACCUUCAGAAUGUUUCAAUUAUUGUAAGAGGAAAAAAUAAUGAAAGUGUUUGUUUGGGUCGCUGUGACAGAGUAGGUCAUUAUUAUGUCUUUAGAGUUCAAUUGAAAAGCAUGCUCUAUGGAUAGAACACAAAGUCACUUUUAUAAAAUCAAACAGUCAUUUCAUUUGAUGAGGUCAAAUCAUCGAAGGUUCAAACAAAGCCUUUCUUUUGUGUGUAAUUAUCGAUCACAAAGAUUGAUAGAUUCCAAACCAGACAAGUAGCACAGUGUUCACGUUGUACAGAUAGUCAUGCUCAGGUCACGUGACUUAGAAUUACAUGCAUUCAUAAAAUGUAAACUGUCAAACGUCGGAAUGGAUUAGACAGAACAAGGCUUCUAGAGUUGACAAACACAAGUAGCUAGCUGACCAAAGAGAACAAUGCAGCUACCGAAUAUAUGCAGACUAUUCACAAGUUUAGGUCACUCUUAAGUGGAUCAUCUACUGCAUUGUACGUCUCAGAAGUGCCUCCAGGAUGAAGAUUUAUCAAAUCCUGGCAAAAACCUCCCGAAGGCUGGCAGGAGAUGACGGCGUCCUGAAUUUGAAUUCAGCAUCAUCGUGGCGCCAGUCCAGAGUCUAUUACACAGACAGCAAUCCAUUUCAUUCUAAUGGACCAAUUCAUUUUACGUAGACUGUUGUGCAGAUAAUAUUGUGUAGCUUUUGUCUUUAGUUGGCCAUCUAUUUAUAGUCUUGUGCUUCACUUUACAUGUAAAGCUUAUCCUCAAUGGACUAUCACUACUGAAGUCAUAAAUUCAGUUCAAACUAAAUCAAGCAGCAUUAAAUCUUAUCAGCUCAGUCUAAAGCAGUGUCAACAAGCCACCUGUAUACAUCUAAAGUGCAUAUUUCUUUGUGCUCUAUUGUUUUGUAGAACUGACUCCUGUCAUAUUUGUUUCGUUUCUUAAUUAAUUUUCACUUUUUUCUUUCGGCACAUUUACGUGCAGUACUUCUUGAGAGGAUUACAACUUUGGAAUCAACAAGGAAGUCCCAUCUAUUUAUGUUUAACCUUGUGGCUAAAAACGUGCAGAGCGGAUAAAAAAAAAGAUUUAUAGUUGGCAAACUGUUCAAGCCAGUCUUAUUGUGAACUGGAUAACCUUUUCAUCCAUCAUAAUAAUAAGACUAUUUGAAAAGUCACAACCUCAGAUUAUUCCUAACAAAUUUUAAACAGUUUUUGUGACAAAUUUCUUACAGUGCAAAUAUGAAACUAAAAGACUGACAAAUAUAUUAAUUACAGGUUCAGUUUGUAGAUCUAACUAUGGUCGACUAAGCGUCGAUCGAAACUUUAAUAAAAAUAAAAACUAUAGAUAUGCAUAACUAAUAAGAAAAAUAUGGCUGGUGAACAUAUAGAUAAGUGCAAUGUGCCAGAGAAGGAGAUUAAGUUUGGAUCACUUGACACCCAUACGAUGCAAAGGUCUCGCUCUUUAAACGAAUUACCAGGUCACCAUAGGGUUACCAUACUAAAACGACAGGAUACAGAAAGAACAAAAGCUCGUUUGGAAGCCGUUGCAGCUGGUAUGGAGGAAUUAAAACACUUAAGAAAACAGCACCAGCAGAGGAUGGAAGAAACUCUAUGCGAGUCGUCUAAGAAACAACAAGACCAUACCACAGAGCUGGUCCAUCGGCAUAGACCUAAUGAAAGGCAUCGCACUAGUAUGCCGUCCUUUUAUCAAGAAAGGAAUCAUAAAUACGCUCGAGAUUAUCCCGAGAAUAAUGUAGCUCAUGAUAAAAGCAAGCAUCAAAGAAACAACCCACAGCGUGAUUUAGACCAUAAAAGAAACCCUUCCCAAAGUCCUGUAGAAAGCUUAAGACAAAAUCGAACAGACACACAAAAUAAUGCGAGACAGUACAAUACUAAUUCAGAUAUAGUAACGCCACAAACAAACAGACCACAAGAAAUUCAAAAGGUGUGUGACUUUGACCACCGACAGGGGAAACAUCAAGAUGCUCCAAUGGAGUACGCAAGAACUCAAAACGACGACCAGCUUAGAAGCCGCAAACAGCAAAAUGAAUACAUGCAUUCAGUUGUAUGUGUUCAAUCUGAACCGAAAGUAAGAGUAUCAAAUAAUCAAACUGCUGCUAGAAAAGAAAGAACAAGUAGCCAAGAUUAUUUAAAUUCUCAAAACAAUAAUAGGUGUCAAAAUGUAACUUUUCAAGAUUGUUCAAUAGUUUCUAAUGAUUCGAGACAGCGAAGUGCAAACAUUUCUGACUAUUCCCAACAGCGUGGUCACAAUAAACCAUUCUACCCUACCACCGCACCAAUAUCUCAUUCAAAGGAGCGAUGUUCCUCACUCAAUAAAAGUGUAAAUCAAAUGAAAGAACACACCUCCAACGUUCCAAUAAUACAGACCCCAACCAACUUUUCCUCUACUUCGUCAUGGUCAGAAGAGGACAGGCGUGCAACAAUCUACACAAGUUCAUCGCAUAGGUCUCCCAAUCUUAAUCGACAGAUCAAAACUUCAGUGUCACUGUCACCUCAGAGAAAGUACGCUUCUAACAAAGUUUGUGGAGACAAUACUUGUGGAGACAAUAAUUGUGGAGGCAAUACUUGUGGGAACAAUAAUUGUGGAGUGAAGUUAAAGGAGCCCAAUACGUUUCACAAAGCACAAAACUUGGAUGCAUCUGGUACUAGAGAUCACUGUCACGUGGUGCUGUCUGUAAACGAGAGCGACCCUAACCAUCAAAACAAAAGGGCACCUAUAAAACAGAUGGCGCACUAUGACGAUAAUUCUGCCUCCAUUGCCAGGCAUAAGGACUACGAUCACAAACUAUCUCAAUUUCUAAUGCAACAAAGUAAUCAACGGUUUUCUAGGGGGAGAACUCAGUCAGUUCACGAAAACUUUUAUUACUUUCCGACACGUACAGAUAAUAGCAAUAUCUCAACUAAUCAGAAAGACGAUUCUAAAGUAAUCAAAAGAGCUUCACCACAGCAAUACAAUACAGACAAUUUGAACAGCAGAUCGUUACAGAAUAAUUGUGUGAAUUCAGACUGUGUGCUUUCUGUCCCUAGCGAGGCGAAUAAAAAUUCUAAACUCAGUGAGCAACGCUUCCUGAACACUUCAUCUAGUCACAAAAGUUUUUCUUGGGAAGAGCUUCUAGUAGCUGUUGGACUCAGUAAAAAAGAAACGCAAAUUAAUCGUGAAAAUAGCAGAGAAUCUAUUUUUAAUGACACCAUAGAUUUAGAUGACUGUCAAAGCAAGUUAACCACUACCGGUACUAGCACAAACACAAAUACUUUGGAAGACGUCAAGAAAAAUGAUGAUGAAAGCAGGAGUUCCUAUAAACUUGGCUUGGCUAAACCCUACAGAAGUCAGUCUUUCUCCAUCCAAGUGGAACCCUCUCGAAAUGUGCAAUACCCCGACGAAGUGCAUUUGCAAAGCAAGCCUAUUUUUAACUGGAUUGGUAUUUCAAGGCACCCGAGUUUAAGUACAAUCAGCUCAAAAAUACUAAACCCACUUCAUGAAGUGGAUCUCAGAUCUAUGAACCAACCAGGCCCAGUGCAUGCAGUAACAUUACAAUAUGCUGGACUGACUACCAGGCACAUGUCUCUGGGAACCAUUCCAAGUAUUUCACAUACAAACUGCAGGAAUGAAGAAUUGCACUCGACUAUGCAGAAGUCUGACUUAACUGGCAAAGCUCAUUUAGCAUUUGAAAUGUUUAAACUACAAAAAGAUUCUCCAAUCUCGAAAGUGUCUCAUCCGGAACCUCGUCACAGUUUCAAUCCAAAAGACCUCAGAUUGUCUGGCAAUAGGUCUCAUGACGUAGAUUUAAAGACUCAACCUCUGCAUGACCUACAGACUUCAUCCUGUUUAAUGAACAACAAACCAAACACUAUGUUGUCUGUCCCCUUUGAUGAUAUUAACUCGCCUACAUCUGUCGCACAAACCAGGUCCCACAAUGCAACAUCUACUUUCUCCCCUAAAAUGUCUCCGAUUAAAACUAUCGUUGAAGACUGUGAAGACGUGUUUGAAAACUGUCUCCAGUUGAUUACACCUCUCAUCAAACCCAGGAGUCUUUCAGACACAGCGGACACAUCAAAGUGUAGGAAUCAACACAAUGCCUCGUCCAUCCUGAAGACAUCCGCCCAUUUAUCAGACUCGAGACAAGAAACGACAGAAAUGAAAAUCGUUACUGUAAUAGAUGUCUCCAUGUUGGCAGGUGUACCAACAGAUAGCAACAGUUCUAACCGUGCUGAUGUCGAAAGCAUGUAUUCAGACUUCAGAUCUUCAUCGUCUAAUUCCGCAACACUGACCUUGAAUGCUGGUGACGUAGUGGUUGUAGAGGGCACUGCCUCACAGAAAACAAAGGCUGAUACUCAGUCCAGGGACAACAACUCUGUCAGCAGUGGAACUCUCAAAAUUGACAGUGCAUAUAGCAAUAACUCGUUUCAAGAGUUGGAGCAAAGUCAAAGUGAACUCAGCAAAAGCCAAACUGAUCCUGGCCUCUUCUCGACACUAGAUGGGAACACCGACACAUCUUGUGGGAAGGAAUGUAAACCACAUAUACUGGUCAAUUCUAAUGUCUUUCAGCAGACACCAUCUGAAUUAUUUACACAAGUUUCCUGUAGUGUAAUGACACCAGCCAACGUACAGUCUUUCCAUAACAUUGUCACGUCUAGAUCUACAGAAAGGAUAGAUGACGCUACGACAAUCAUGAACGAACAGACCCGCAACCCAAUUAGCGAUCAAACUGAUACUGAUAAAGAAUCUUUAGCCUUGGAGAAAACAAAACAAGGUCAAUGUGAUAUUAAAUUACUAUCUCCUCCAAAAAAGAGACAACCAUUUAAACAAACUGAUGUUUGAUUGUGUUGUUAAUAAAAAUUACAUUUUUUUCAUUAAUGAUUUUUUUAAAAACAGGUUCUGAGAUCAAUCUCAAGCAUGUAAUUUAACAGUGGAUUUCACUUAAUCAUUAAAACAAAUUUUACAUUAAAUGAAGUUAGUCAACCAUUAAAAAUUAAUAUGCUUUUUAAAAUGUUGGGCCAAAAAUGUUUUAAUUAUUGUGAUUUGUGAUUAUAUCUUUGGAUUAUUAAAGGAAACUCUAUUGAUGUAUAUUUAUUACAUUGUAUAUUUAUUAAUUUAUAUUUUUUAUAUUAAAAUUUUACUUAUUAACUGUAUGCUGAAAGUCAUAAGCCCUGUUUGAAAUUACAUAUUACAGAAUUGUGAUAUUUAUUUUGUAGAUUAAAAUUUACUAGAUUUCA